This is a messenger RNA of Scomber japonicus (chub mackerel), 1798 nucleotides long. Its product is annotated as heterogeneous nuclear ribonucleoprotein L-like. The transcript is spliced from 14 exons. Lineage: Eukaryota; Metazoa; Chordata; Actinopteri; Scombriformes; Scombridae. Gene Ontology annotation, cellular component: nucleus. Bases 1 to 1668 code for a protein of 555 amino acids. The record is from RefSeq and is a predicted model, not a curated record. Gene Ontology annotation, biological process: regulation of RNA splicing; mRNA processing. Gene Ontology annotation, molecular function: mRNA binding.
AUGUCGACGGUAGAAGGAGCCGGACAGCGCGAGGAAGGGGAAUACGGAAGGGCGGCAAAGCGGCUGAAAACGGAGGAGAGGGAGACGGAGGCGGAGGAGAAAGAGGAGGGGGAAGAGGAGCUGGAGGAGGGGGAGGAUUCGGACUCCGGCUCGCUUCCAGGUAACGGAGAGUCAGCGGCGGACAACCGGGCCCGAUGGAGCGCCAGUCAGUACGGAGCAGGACGGAGGGAUAAUGGGGAGGACUCCCAUCGUAUCUCUCCCAGUCCUGUGGUCCAUGUCAGGGGUCUGUGUGAGGCUGUGGUGGAAGCAGACCUGAUAGAUGCCCUCGAGAAGUUUGGACCCAUAUGCUAUGUGAUGAUGAUGCCAUUCAAACGUCAGGCCCUGGUGGAGUUCUCUGCAGUGGAAAGUGCUGACCGCUGUGUGUCCUGUGGAGCCAAGGAGCCUGUAUAUAUUGCAGGCCAACAGGCGUAUUUUAAUUAUUCCACAUCGAAGAGAAUCACCAGGCCGACCAACGCUGACAACCCCAACAGUGGCAACAAGGUCCUCCUGCUGUCCAUACAGAAUCCUCUCUACCCUAUAACAACGGAUGUUUUGUACACAGUGUGUAACCCCAUUGGCAGUGUGCUGAGGAUUGUCAUCUUUAAGCGAAAUGGAAUCCAGGCCAUGGUGGAGUUUGAGUCAGUUCAGUGUGCCCAGAAGGCCAAAGCUGCUCUGAACGGAGCUGACAUCUAUGCUGGCUGCUGCACUCUCAAGAUUGAAUAUGCCAGGCCCACACGUCUGAAUGUGAUAAAGAACGACAAUGAGAGCUGGGACUACACUAAACCAUACCUGGUCAGACGAGAUCGUGGAAAGGGCAGGCAGAGACAAGCCAUUUUAGGAGAACACCCUUCAUCCUACACUGACAAUGGCUAUGGUCCACCCUGCCCCCUGCUGCCUCUGCCUGGUAACAGCAGGUAUAAGCUCAGCUCAGUGGAUGUUCCAGACAUGGUGUCCUACCCUCUGCCCCAGUCAUCUUCCUCUUACUCUGGCCACGCCCCUAGCUCUGUUGCCAUGGUGAGUGGCCUCCAUCCAUCCAAGAUGAACUGCACCCGAAUCUUCAACCUCUUCUGCCUCUACGGCAACAUUGAAAAGGUGAAAUUUAUGAAGAGUGUUCCUGGUACAGCACUGGUUGAGAUGGGAGAUGAAUAUGCUGUGGACAGAGCCAUCACACACCUCAACAGCAUCAAGGUGUUUGGCAAGAGACUCAAUGUUUGUGUGUCUAAGCAGCAUGCAGUGAUCCCCAGCCAGGUGUUUGAAUUAGAGGACGGCAGCAGCAGCUAUAAGGAUUUUGCCAUGACCAGGAACAACCGCUUCAGCAGCGCAGGGCAGGCCUCCAAAAACAUCAUCCAGCCUCCAUCUGCAGUGCUGCACUACUACAAUGUUCCUCCAUGCAUAUCACAGGACCAUUUACUGAGGCUGUGUACUGAGCAUGAUGUGCCCGGCUUCGUCAAAUUCAAGAUGUUUGAUGCCAAACCCUCUUCUAAGACCAUCUCUGGCUUGUUAGAGUUUGACAGUAAGACAGAGGCGGUGGAGGUUCUUACUGUUCUCAACCACUACCAGAUCAGGAUACCCAAUGGUUCCAACCCAUACACCCUGAAACUGUGUUUCUCCACCUCAUCUCAUCUCUGAAGACCUGCAGAUCAGAGGAAGAAGCUGCUGAGCGUGGUGAUGGCUGACCUCCUAGAGAGAGGGAGGGCCAGUUCAGACAGAAGGACAGACGAGUGGAGAAGAGAAAUAAACACAUACAAUGAGAGAAGAA